Molecule: messenger RNA, 1160 nt
Organism: Actinia tenebrosa (Australian red waratah sea anemone)
Lineage: Eukaryota; Metazoa; Cnidaria; Anthozoa; Actiniaria; Actiniidae
Source: RefSeq, a predicted model, not a curated record
CCUCAACGAAGAGGUUCCUGAACGAAAUCCGCUCAGCAGCACUCCGCAAUCAACGUCCACCGUGACACUCUCACAGGAAUACCGACGGGAGCUCGUGGACGAAGUAGUCAGGGCUGUUCUUGCCGCUACACAGCAAACGGCCAUCUCGCAAUCGCCUGCAGCAACGACAAGCCAACCAGCAUUGCCACUGCAGUCAACAGCCCAGGACACACCAGGUACGUCCAAUGUGUUAGUACCAAACUUUGUAAACACGUUCUCGCUCGCGAGCGUAAAUACAACUAGUACCGCUAGCAUAGUGACUUUGCCUAUCCCGCAAGCUCGUUCGCUAGGAGCUGUUGGCGGUCCUCCCAGCUCGRCGACUACGGUUUUAUCUGGCCCCUCACGUCGUCGAAGACCUUCGCAACGCCAGCAGUUCUUCAGCCCGUUAUUAUUGGACCUGGUGCUUCUCCGGUCCCGGCCAAAUUAGUCACGCAUAUCGUUAGCGGGAAGUUCCUUAAUUUAGGCGAGCUAAUCCCGUCCAAUUUGGUCGAGGCGGCAACCGAGCCACAAGUGUUCCUCGACGGCCAUAUUGUUUUGACUGCUGGGCCUAAGCGUAAUAAACGCAAGAUCGAGGACAUAGUUACAUGGAUUGAGACAUUCAGUAGCUACGCCCUGGUUAUGUCUGAGUACUUCCCCCACCGCUGGAAGGAUCUAUCGCUUUAUAAGCUGCUCAUCAUACGCACGUACAGGCAGUUCGGCGGUAAAGCUUGGCUGAAUUAUGAUAAGGCCUUUCGGGAGCACGCGGCCGCGACUAGCCUUACCAACUGGGCUAACAUCGACACGCAGUUGUAUAGCUUCUACACGGCUGGUCCAGCUCAUCGUGCUAGCUUUUCCCACAAUGGCGAUGAGGAGCAACCAAGGGGUUCAAACAGCAGUGGUGUCAUCUGUCGUUCAUGGAACAAAGGGCAAUGUUCCUCGCGCUUCUCCUUGUGCCGUUUUGCCCACAAAUGCUCUUCGUGUGCUGGUCGUCACCGCCUCGUAGAGUGCCCGGAAUUUUUCAAGGAAAAAACUGAGACGGAGCGAAAGCGACGAACUCCGUCUCCCGAGCUUUCAGCAGAUAAAUUGAAAACUAAAAGACGCUAGCUUUCAAAAAGUUUUUUAUAUCAUGCUUUGUUAGUCAU